Trachymyrmex septentrionalis is the source of this 752-nucleotide messenger RNA. RefSeq lists its product as uncharacterized. The coding region runs from base 251 to 742 and encodes 163 amino acids. The record is from RefSeq and is a predicted model, not a curated record. NCBI's taxonomy places the organism in Eukaryota, Metazoa, Arthropoda, Insecta, Hymenoptera, Formicidae. The transcript is spliced from 2 exons.
CCUCUGCCGGCGACACGAGGCACGAGGCGCGAGGCGCUGCGAGGCGUCGGCAGUGACCGGCAGGCUGAGUUGGUUGGUUGGUUGGUUGAUGUCCGUGAUCGGCUCGUAUAGUCUUAUGGCACUACAGCGUACCGGAGUAAUCGAAAUACGUUGGAAACGCAGUAGGCGCGUGAGAACAUUGAAAAUAGAAAAGAGAGUAAACGAGAGCAUAAAGCAUUCAGGGUGAUUCAAGGUGUCAUCCUACGUAUUGAUGGUUCCUCUAAACCGCAUAUCGCACCACUCCCUCUCCCAUUAUUUGAUUGUGCUCUCGCCAUUGCUCGCAAUUGCUCGCUGCGUUUCUCCUCAAUCCGCCGCGAUUGACAUUUUGACAAGGGUCCACUCUCUUUUCCAUGUCAACAACACGCGCGUUUCUGCCAAGGCCAGCAGCGAGUUACACUCCUCACGUCGUCGCUGUCAUCCUCGAGAAAUUGUUGUUAUCGUACACGUCGCAUUCGCGCCACUGGAGGAUCUCGACAAGGAUCACCGCCGACGGCAUCGAGUGUCGGGACUGUCGGGUGUCGCGAAGGAGAGGGACGUCGUGCGAUCAGGUCGACGACAUUGCUCCUACCAACCUGAGAUGAGCGACCAUGGCUGCAUACAUUUAAAUAAUUUUAAAGCAGCAAAAGGUAUCCAACCGUAUAAAGUGAUACACUCGUUUUUCGUGACCAGUACAUCGACCGAGGCACGCGUCAGAAAGGUAUAGUCUUUUUCUU